Molecule: messenger RNA, 3615 nt
Organism: Eimeria acervulina
Lineage: Eukaryota; Apicomplexa; Conoidasida; Eucoccidiorida; Eimeriidae
Exons: 8
Coding region: 1-3615 (1204 amino acids)
Biological process (GO): protein processing
Molecular function (GO): metal ion binding
Source: RefSeq, a predicted model, not a curated record
AUGCUUGCGUCGCUACUACCGCUUACUCGGGGUUCGUAUCAAGCUGCUUAUCGGGCUCUUCAGUCGAAUACCUUCUCGGCCUUCGUUGGGCCUCGGGUGGGGCAGUUAGGCUCUGUCUGCUCGCGGCUCUUUUCAUCUGGAGAAGCGAGCAGUGAUACAAUGAAUUCCAGUAUAUCUUCGUCACAGGGCACGUGCAGCUCCGCAGAACAAGGCAAUUGCAGCGAGAAGCAGGCAGCAUUUACCCCAACGGAACAUCCAGCAUUUGAUCUGGUGAAAACUCAGUAUGUUGCAGAGUAUGACUUGCAUGUGGUGGAUUAUAAGCAUAAGAAGUCUGGCGCUAAUAUCGUUAGCUUAACAUGCCCCAAGACAGAAACAGAAAAAGCCUUCAUGGUUGCGAUCCGUACACCGGUAACAAGUUGUAAUGGAGCUCCUCACAUUUUAGAGCAUUCAGUAUUGAUGGGCUCAGCUAAAUAUCCUUUAAAGGAGCCUUUUGUUGCUCUUAUGAAGAGCAGUCUAUACACCUAUAUGAAUGCCCUCACCUACCCUGACCGCACUUGUUAUCCUGUGGCUUCUGUGAAUGAUAAGGAUUUCUAUAACCUAGCAAGCGUCUAUAUGGAUGCAGUAUUUCAGCCUAAGGCCCUUGAAGAUCAUUUAACACUGAGACAAGAAGGCUGGAGAUAUGAAUUAACCCCAAAAGAUAUGCCUGCUGUCUCUACAGCUGGCAGCGAUCCUGAAGAAGCAGAAGCUCAGAUAGAAGAAUAUGCUAAGCAAACUGCACGUUGUCUUGAAAACCCAUUUGAUUGUGACUUUAAAAUUCAAGGUGUUGUCCUUAAUGAGAUGAAGGGGGUUUAUUCAUCGCCAGACUCUUUGCAUUCUCGCUUAAAGCAGCGCUCUCUCUUUCCUAAUCUCCCUCAUUAUAAUCUAGAUUCAGGUGGAGACCCAAAGAUGAUCCCAAGCCUAAGUUAUGAACAGUUCAAGCAGUUUUAUAAUGAACGCUAUUACCCUGCAAAUGCUAGGAUCUACUUCUGGGGGGCAGAUAAUGUACAGAAACGUCUCAACUUCGUUGAUGAAUACUUGAAAGAGCUGCCGGAUAGACAAGGAAUAGAUACCACCAUAGGCACGCAAAAACAACUCACAGAGCCUCGAUAUGUGGAGGAGCCUUACCCUGCGAGUCCUGAGAAGCUUGAAGAUUUUAUAUCAGUAAACUGGGUAUUAGACGCUGUCCCCGAGGGUGCAGCAGCACCCCCUGAGUUAUCUGCAGCAGAUAGAAUGGCGCUGCAGCUGCUCUCUUAUUUGCUGCUGGGAACAUCGUCAAGCCCCCUAUAUAAAGCCCUCUCUGAGUCAGGCUUAGGAAAAAGUGUUAUAGGUGGUGGGCUAGGGCUUGAUCUCAGACACGCUACCUUCUCUGUAGGACUCAAAGCAGUCUUUCUGCUGGCAUACCCGGAAGUGAGUAGCCAGGAAGAAGAUAUGGUGGAGAAAGUUGAAAAAGUAAUAUUCAGGUGUCUGUCGAGUUUAUCAGAAGAGGGUUUUUCUAAAGAUGCAAUUGAAGCUGCAUUAAAUACAAUGCAAUUUACUUUAAGAGAGUUGAAUACAGGAACAUUUCCUAAAGGUCUUAGUAUAAUAUUAGAUAUGGCUACAGAGUCAAACUAUGAUAGAGAUCCAGUUGCAUGUUUAUCUUUUGAUGCAAGCUUGAAAGCAGUAAGAGAAAAACUAAAGAAAGAAGAUGAAGAAGGGGGAUAUUCAUUAUUUCAAUCUCUUAUUAGACGUUUUCUUCUUAAUAAUACUCAUCGGGUUACUGUUCGAUUAAGAGCAGAUCCGGAGAUGACAGCAAGAGAAGCAAAACAAGAAAAGGAUAAUCUUAGCCAAAUACAAAAACAGCUAACUCCAGAGGUAGUUGAGUCUGUAUUAGCAGACCAGAUAGCUUUAAAACAAAGACAAUUAACAGAAGAUAGCGAAGAGGCACUCAAAACCUUACCAGUUCUUAAACUUGAAGAUGUUGCUGAUGCGAAUAAUGAAGUCCCCUAUGAAGUCUCAGCUCUUAAUGAUGUACCUCUUAUCUCUCAUGAGCUCCCAACAUCAAAUAUUCUUUAUGCAGAAAUAUAUUUAUCUUUAGCCGAUUUAGAGUUAGAAGAUCUUCCUCUUCUUCGUCUCUUUAGUCGGCUUAUAUUAGAAACAGGUACUCAUACACUUACACCUGAACAGCUGCAGCAUCACAUAGGAAAGGCUACGGGGGGCAUCACUGCAGCAACAGACAUACGCUCGAUAAGUGCAGAGCCGGGGACUGCUCCAGACCCUCUGUCUUCUCUAGGAUUCCUUGUGCUUUCUGGAAAGGCAAUGAAGGAUCGCGUAGCCGAUUUAUUUUGUUUAUUUUCUACUGUACUUCAAGACAGCCGUUUAUCUGUAUCUUCCCGAGCAAAAGAAAUACUGCGUGAAGCUGUUGCUGCAGCAGAAGCAGCAGUUAUGUCUUCAGGACAUAGAGCAGCAGCAAGACGAAUUUUAGCGUCGUUAACAGCUACGGGUUUGGCCAAUGAAUUGCGGAUGGGUGUAGCCUUCAGAGAUGCAGCAAAACAACUUCUUCAACAGGCUGAGACGAACUGGGAAGCCGUUGAAGACAGACUUUAUAAAUUAAAAGAUAAGUUGUUGCGUAGAGAGAACUUGUUGAUAAAUUUAACAGGGGAUGCAGAAACACUGGCCGCAGCAACAGCAGCAGCAGAUGGUAAAGAUGCGCUUAGCAGCUUUAUUGAGGGUUUCCCGGUGAAGCAGCAAGCAGCAGCAGCAGCAGCAGCAGCAGCAAGCAGUAAUGAGCGUUUCUUCUCUACACCUUUUAGACAGAGAGGCAUUGAUAGAGAGCCCCUCUGGGUGCAGCAAAUUAAACAAAACAACUUACUUCAUAGGCCCGUUCGCGAAGCACUCCUUAUACCUACCAAAGUGAAUUACGUAAGCCGAGGAGGCCGUGCAUGCGGUGUAGGGUCAGUCAUAUCGGGCUGCGAAUUUGUAGCAGCGCGAUCUGUGUCAGUGCAUUACCUUUGGCGGAGUAUUAGGGAAGUCGGCGGUGCCUACGGUGCUUCGUUUAUGUUUGAUUUUAGCGGUUUGUUUGUCUUUACUUCUUAUAGAGAUCCGCAGCUAUUGCAGACACUAAAGGCGUUCAAUAAUACACCUCAAUUCUUAAAUAACUUCAGCAAACAUCUCACGCAACAAGAUAUUAAUAAAGCUAUUCUUACUGUUUUAAGAGAUAUAGACGCACCUCUACCCCCUGAUCAACUCGGCUCAAAAAGCCUCUGGCAGCUCCUCGCCAGACAAACUCAACAACACCGACAACUCUUCAGACAACAAGUAUUACAAACAACAAAAGAAGAUUUUGCUGCAUUUGCUGAAAAACUUCAAGCAGCUCUUGAUAAAGAGACAAAUGUCGCAGUUGUCUCCUCUGAAGAAGCUUGUGAAGAAGCAAAUAGUAGAGACAGCACUUUGCUGCUGAAGCCACUGCAUGUGUUCAGCGACAGCAGCACCAACACCAACAGCAGCAGCAGCAGCAGCAGCAGCACUACCAGCAGCAGCAGCACUAGCAGCAGCAGCAGCAGCAGCAGCAGCAAUGGCCCUACAAUCGCAGUGGCGUAG